Phycomyces blakesleeanus NRRL 1555(-) is the source of this 1011-nucleotide messenger RNA. RefSeq lists its product as hypothetical. The record is from RefSeq and is a predicted model, not a curated record. Lineage: Eukaryota; Fungi; Mucoromycota; Mucoromycetes; Mucorales; Phycomycetaceae. The coding region runs from base 1 to 1011 and encodes 336 amino acids. The transcript is spliced from 3 exons.
AUGUCUGGCGAAUUGUCCAAAAAAUUGAUUGCCCUCGAUGAUUGGGACAAGGAGCCUUGUCUAGAAAGAGAUGAUGGCAAGUCAACAAAGACUUUACAGAGAUGGGAUCAACCAGAACUGUCGUUAAAAUGUGUCUUCUCAAAAGAAAAAGAGUUGCUUGACUCUAAUAUAAUCCCUCUCGAAAAUAUGCACAUUCAAAACACACAAUCCACACAAUCCACAUCUCACUUACGAGAGGCGGAAGAAUCCGAAAAGGCAACAUUAGAGACCACUAGUCCAGACUCAAGCAAGGCAGCCACACCAUCUCAAAGUAUAGCUGGCUCUCAACAAAGUUCCCGAGAAUUGGACCUCUUGCCAAAAAAAACUUCUCUGAGAGAGGAAAAGAAGAAGGAUAUACCCUCUUCUUCUUCUAUAUCUUAUUCUUCACUUUUUUCUAGCGUACGUCUAGACAAUACUUACAGACCAAGUCAGAGCACAAAACCAAGACCAAAAACAAAAUCAGCAAUAACAGCCGAUAUAUUCGGAAGCGACAGUGAAGACGAGAGCCCAACCAGUAUAUUCCACUACUCGUUUUCUACAACUAAUAGUGACGCGUCUUCUGAAAACUCUGAGCCCAACAUCAACGGUCAAGCCACACCUUAUUCGACUAUUCCGAUAAAGCGCAAAGGAAAAGAAAGAGAUGACGGGCAGGGCAGUGUUCGCAAGUACCUAGCACAUGAGCACAAAUAUCGACAUCAGAACCAGCAUGAUAUUGGCAUUGGAAUUGGUCAGGUAGCAUCCAUCGACAUUACGUCUUGUUUUGAACCUCAAAAGCCAGAUUGGUCAAUUGCCCAGAAUUCUUCUGGGAGUAUACCAUUAUUGUCACCUAUCUCAAGUUCACACUCUAUCCGAACACUGAUACCCGUAGAAUUAGAAACCAAGCCUACGACGGGCUUUUCGGCUGGGAGAAACAUCGAUGAAUUCCUCUUUGCUAGAGGAAACCCUCCCAAAAAGAUAGGAAAACGCACUUAA